AGUCUAUUAGGCUUAGUAAAAAAAAAGAACAGGUAACUUUGGGCUUCUGCCUUUUACAUGGUGAGCCGCAGGAGACAGCAGGUACUGCAGGAUCCUAGUAAAAAUGAAGACAGUCUUGGUUCUCCUGCUUGCUGUAGCUUUUGGGAAUGCACUAGAGAGAGGUCGAGAUUAUGAAAAGGAUAAAGUCUGCAAAGAGCUUGCCAUGCUUGGAAAAGAGGACUUCAGAUCUUUAGCUCUCGUCUUAUACAGCAGAAAAUUUUCAAGAGGCACAUUUGAACAGGUCAGCCAGCUUGUGAAGGAUGUUGUCUCCUUGACUGAAGAAUGUUGUGCAAAAGGAGCUGACCCUGAUUGCUAUGACACCAGGACCUCAGAGCUGUCUGUGAAGUCCUGUGAAACUGACUCUCCUUUUCCAGUGCACCCGGGAACUUCGGAGUGCUGCUCCAAAGAGGGCCUGGAGCGGAAGCUCUGCAUGGCCGCCCUCCAUCACCAGCCACAAGAAUUCCCCACCUAUGUGGAGCCAACCAAUGAGGAAAUCUGUGAGGCGUUCAGGAAGGAUCCAAAGGGAUUUGCUGACCAAUUUUUGUAUGAAUAUUCCAGUAGUUAUGGACAGGCUCCUCUGCCACUUUUAGUCAGUUAUACCAAGAGUUAUCUCUCUAUGGUAGGAUCCUGCUGUACCUCUGCAAACCCAACUGUAUGCUUUCUGAGAGAGAGACUCCAGAUUAAACAAUUAUCACUUCUUACCAGUAUGUCAAAUCGAGUCUGUUCACAAUAUGCUGUUUAUGGAAAGGAGAAAUUGAGGCUCAGUCACCUCAUAAAACUAGCUCAAAAAGCACCUGCUGCUGAACUAGACCAUGUUUUGCCACUAGCUGAAGAUGCUACUAACAUCCUUGCAAGAUGCUGUGAAUCUACCUCUGAAGACUGCAUGGCUAAAGAGCUGCCUGAAUACACAGUAAAAAUCUGUGACAACUUAUCCUCAGUGAGUGCUAAGAUUAAAGACUGUUGUCAAGAAAAGACACCCAUGGACAUUUUUGUGUGCACUUACUUCAUGCCAGCUCUCCAACCAGCCCAACUGCUACCUGUUAAGUUGCCUGUAACUCAAGACCUGUGUAAUCAACAAAACACCAAAGCUGUGGCUCGGUACACAUUUGAGCUAAAUAAAAGGACGAAUAUUCCAGAAGUGUUCCUCAGCAAAAUACUUGAGCCAACCCUGAAAAGCCUCAGUGAGUGCUGUGACUUACAAGACCCCAGCACGUGUUUUAAUGAUAAGAACCCUCAACUGACAGUGGUACUAAAUUCUUUCCUUGGAAAGGUCCAUGAACUAUGUGCCGAUUAUUCAGAAAACACAUUUACGGAGUACAAGAAAAAACUCACAGAGCGACUAAGAGCAAAAUAUCCUGAUGUGAUGCCUGAUUAUUUGGAAGCGCUAGUUCACAGAAACUCAGACUUCGCCUCCAAGUGCUGCUCCAUGAACUCACCUCCGCUCUACUGUGACUCUCUGAUUGAUAAUGAAAUGAAAGACGUCCUGCAGUUCUGAUGUGUAUAGUAUCUUUGACCUAGAGCUGAAACUUUCCCAGAGAACGACAUCUGAUGGCCCAAACUAAGCAAAACCACUGAAGCUUCUAGUGAGAUUACUUAGAUACUCCCUACCUCUUCCACCUAUAACAUGUUCAUUCAACGGUCAGCAUGAUGAUCUCCUCUAAAAAUAAA
Molecule: messenger RNA, 1707 nt
Organism: Dipodomys ordii (Ord's kangaroo rat)
Lineage: Eukaryota; Metazoa; Chordata; Mammalia; Rodentia; Heteromyidae
Gene: Gc
Product: group-specific component (vitamin D binding protein)
Exons: 13
Coding region: 104-1534 (476 amino acids)
Biological process (GO): vitamin transport
Cellular component (GO): cytoplasm; blood microparticle
Molecular function (GO): vitamin transmembrane transporter activity; vitamin D binding
Source: RefSeq, a predicted model, not a curated record